AUGAGCACAAUGACAUCAUCUUACCGCAAAGACGUUUCCGGCUGGAGCAACAAGGGCUUCUCCCCAUCUUCUGAUGAGCCAGCUCCAGUCAAGACACGUUCUCUUCUCACAAAUCCACUUUGGAAUACAACAUAUCGUAGAGAUUAUUGCUCAAGAGAUCCAGCCACCAUGAGGUCGGCUACAUCAUCCUUUCGCGCCACAGAAUUAAAGGAAAGAACAAUUACACGCUCCCUCGACCCUCCAACAACUAAUAUCAAGGUCUGGGAAACAACAUAUCAGAGAGAUUUCUGCAGCCAGCACGGAGAAAAUUGCAACUGUGAGCAUUAA
Molecule: messenger RNA, 327 nt
Organism: Trichomonas vaginalis G3
Lineage: Eukaryota; Parabasalia; Trichomonadida; Trichomonadidae
Exons: 1
Coding region: 1-327 (108 amino acids)
Source: RefSeq, a predicted model, not a curated record